Erythranthe guttata (spotted monkey flower) is the source of this 1551-nucleotide messenger RNA. The record is from RefSeq and is a predicted model, not a curated record. NCBI's taxonomy places the organism in Eukaryota, Viridiplantae, Streptophyta, Magnoliopsida, Lamiales, Phrymaceae.
GGAAGGUGAAAUCAACCAAAAUCUAUUGGAAUCAGCCAACAAAAACACUAGUGAAGAAGAAACUCUCAAUAACAAAAUAUGGAACGAGGCCAAAAAAAUGUGGAUCAUAGCGGGCCCCGCAAUCCUAAUCCGAUUUUCCAUGUUCGGAAUAAAUGUCAUAAGCCAAGCCUUCAUCGGCCAUGUGGGGUCCACCGAGCUCGCCGCCUAUUCUCUCGUCUUCACCGUCAUCCUACGUUUCGCAAAUAGCAUACUCGUAAAACCGAACUUAUAAUUUGUAUUCAUUUUUUUCGUAUUAAUAAAUAAAAUCAACUUAUAUAUGUAUAUAUUCGAUUUUGCAUUGCAUUGAUAUGUAUAGUUGGGAAUGACGAGCGGACUAGGAACGCUAUGUGGACAAGCGUACGGAGCGAAGCAGCACCACAUGCUCGGAAUAUACCUUCAACAAUCAUGGCUCGUUCUAACCACGACCUCGAUUUUCCUCUCGCCGUUAUUUAUUUUCACCACCCCUAUACUAAAAGCGUUAGGCCAAGACGAACGCAUAGCGGAAGUGGCGGGGAGUAUUUCUCUGUGGUUCAUCCCCGUGGUAUUCUCCUACGUGGUCUCGUUCAGCUGCCAAAUGUACCUGCAGGCACAGAGCAAGAACUUGAUUAUUUCGUACUUAGCCGUUUUUUCGUUAUGCCUUCACGUUUUUCUGUCUUGGAUGCUGACUGUGAAGUACGAGUUCGGAGUUCGUGGGGCGAUGGGGUCCACUAUCUUGGCGUAUUGGAUACCGAACUUAGGUCAACUUAUGUAUGUUAUGUUUGGAGGGUGUGGAGAAACUUGGACCGGUUUUACGAGAUUAGCGUUUAAGGAUCUUGGUCCGAUUAUCAAGCUUUCCAUCUCGUCUGGUGCAAUGAUCUGCCUUGAAUUGUGGUACAACACAAUUUUGGUUCUUUUGACUGGAAACAUGGUCAAUGCUGAGGUCACAAUUGAUGCUCUUUCUAUCUGCCUUAACAUAAGUGGUUGGGCUUUAAUGAUUUCUAUAGGUUUCUUAAGUGCAGCAAGUGUGCGUGUGUCGAACGAGCUUGGAAAGGGGGAUGCUAGAGCCGUAAAAUUCUCGAUCUUGAUGAUAGUGCUGACAUCGUCCACAAUCGGAUCCGUGCUUUUUGUUUUUUUCAUGUUGUUUCGCAAUAAUUUGGCUUACGUGUUCACGAAAAACCAAGAAGUAGCGAAGGCGGUUGCUCAUUUAUCGCCUCUUCUGGCGUUCUCGCUGCUUCUGAAUGGUAUUCAACCAGUUCUUUCAGGUGUUGCUAAUGGGGCUGGAAGGCAGAGCAUUGUUGCUUAUGUUAACCUCGGUUCAUACUACUUGAUCGGAAUCCCUUUGGGAGUCGUACUUGGUUAUGUCGUCAAAUUACAAGUCGAAGGUGUUUGGAUUGGAAUGAUAAUCGGAACAGUGGUUCAAACGGCUAUAAUUGUUAUCAUAACUUACAGGACUGAUUGGGAUAAACAGGUAUCCGUUGCUCGGAGACGAACGAGUCGGUGGUUUGUGGAAGAAGAAACUAAUUAAUAACGAGC